AUGUCGCUGACCGAUACACCCUAUUCCACCGAACAUCACCCACCAUCCGCCACAGUACUGGCCCUUCUGCCUCACCCAAGCGACGAAGCCCCACCUCCAAUAUGUCCGAUAUCACCUGCACCACCAUCCGGACUCGUCUCACGACUCUUUGCACGAUUUGGCAACAAUAAUUUCGCGAUCCAUUCCCACCUCGUUACAAUUGGCCAUGGCGUUUUCCCUUUUGCUAGCCGAUUAUUCAACCACUCUUGCAUUCCAAAUGCUGCCGCAAAAUAUCGUCUUUCACCGGGGCAGUCGGUAAUUAUGGAAGUUGUAGCGCUCCGUGACAUCCUUCCAGGCGAAGAGAUUUGCAUUCCCUAUCUCGACCCUGCUCUGCUCCAGACGCGAGACAACAUCCUGCAAAUUAGCUAUGGGUUCAAAUGCAAAUGUCUAUCAUGUCAAUUCAUCGACAGAAUCCAACCUCUCCCAAAAAUCCCUGAGACUGUGAACGAAUUUGGGACAUUAGCGAAGCAGCUGUGCGAGUUUGUUGGAAUUGGCUCCGAGGUUGGUUCGAUUUUGCCCAGCAAGCCGAUGGACGGCACCCCACCGCCGCUGCGAUGUGUCUUCCGAGAAGAAUACAUGACUCGUCUUUCGGACUCUUGUAGCAAGAGUGCACAUGAGGGUCAGUAUCCCCUCGCCCUCGAGAGUGGCUUGACUUUGUUGGCACUUUACAUACUCGUUUAUCCUCAAAACUAUCCGCAAAUCGGGGUCCACCUGUUGGAAAUGGCGAAAACUGCUUGGAAUGCGAUGGUGUCUUCACCACAUGAUUCCAGAGAUGAGAAGUUGGAAGAGCAUAUGCGAGCUCUCCUUCUCUUUGCCCGCCGGGUUUUGAUGGUCUUCGGUCCAGAGGGCGACGAGGUUGGCCCACUACAAGAGAUCGAAGUGCUAGAAGAAAUGCUUCGGAACGAGCAAUAG
Messenger RNA from Cyclocybe aegerita, 951 nucleotides. The record is from the annotation of a GenBank genome assembly. NCBI's taxonomy places the organism in Eukaryota, Fungi, Basidiomycota, Agaricomycetes, Agaricales, Hemipholiotaceae.